Molecule: messenger RNA, 744 nt
Organism: Bipolaris victoriae FI3
Lineage: Eukaryota; Fungi; Ascomycota; Dothideomycetes; Pleosporales; Pleosporaceae
Exons: 3
Coding region: 1-744 (247 amino acids)
Biological process (GO): fatty acid metabolic process
Molecular function (GO): oxidoreductase activity, acting on the CH-OH group of donors, NAD or NADP as acceptor; NAD+ binding
Source: RefSeq, a predicted model, not a curated record
AUGGCAUAUCAUCCACCCAACAAUUACCGUUCUCGACUAGUUGCAAUAUUAGGAGCGGGCUACAACGUUCACGUCCGUGAUCCUAGCCCAGAACAGCGUAACCAAUGUCUGCAGUAUGCUGCAGAGUGUGUUUCGACCUACCAGACCAUGACUGGAUCCAGUGUCACAGGAGAAGUCAGAGUCUUCGAAGAGUUUGAGCCCGCAGUAAGCGAGGCGUGGCUGGUGAUCGAGGCUAUUCCCGAGAAACUUGACCUCAAAGUCUCAACCUUCGCCUUACUAGAGAGGAGUGCGCCGCAGGAUGCUCUGCUUGCCAGUAACUCAUCUUCAUACAAAUCGUCGGAGAUUGUCGUCCAACUCUCUGAUUUCGCUAAACAACGGGCUUUUAACAUGCAUUAUUACAUGCCACCCGCAAACAUGAUUGUAGAGCUCAUGACGGAUCAAGCCACUGCACCAGAGAUAUUCGAAUUCUUAUCUACAAGAUUAAGGGAAACGGCGGCACAACCGUAUAUCGCAAGAAAAGAGUCAACUGGAUCUAUCUUCAAUCGGCUGUGGGCUGCUGUUAAGAGAGAGAUUCUCAUGAUCAUCUCUGAAGGUGUGGGCUUGGACACCGUUGCGUUGAUUGAAGGUCACUAUGUCGCCGAGAGAGGGUUGCCAUCAUCUCAUGUAGAUUUCCUCAAAGCUGAGUAUCUCGACAAGGGCAAGCUUGGAAACAAGAGCGCUAAAGGAGGGCUCUUUCCGAAGUGA